Glossina fuscipes is the source of this 913-nucleotide messenger RNA. RefSeq names its product thioredoxin, mitochondrial. Lineage: Eukaryota; Metazoa; Arthropoda; Insecta; Diptera; Glossinidae. The transcript is spliced from 3 exons. The coding region runs from base 334 to 762 and encodes 142 amino acids. The record is from RefSeq and is a predicted model, not a curated record. Gene Ontology annotation, cellular component: cytosol; cytoplasm. Gene Ontology annotation, biological process: cell redox homeostasis. Gene Ontology annotation, molecular function: protein-disulfide reductase activity.
UGUCAACUGCGAAAAAAUAAGCAUUGAAAAAAGUUUUGAUAAUAAUAGGUAUUUUUAUUUUUCCUAACACCAAACAUAUUUUUCUUCGUUAUUCUUACGAAUGGUUAGGUAUAUGCAGCAGUAAAUAGAUCGAGUACUCAAUUUAUUAUUGUUUCCUCACGAAAUUUGGAAACGUUUUACGCUAAAACUAGAGGUGAAGUAAAACUUCGAAAAUCAACAAAUUUAAUCUCUUAGAAUUGAAAAGUGAACUUAUUUCAAGAGGGAUUUGGAAAAAUAAUUUGCAGUAGCCUUUAAAUAAAAUAAAAAUUUUUUUGGAAGAAUUUGUACUCCAAUAUGUUGAGCACACAUAUAUGUCGUACUAACGCUCGCCGUGCAUUUGGUCAACUUGUAUGCAUGCGACGUCACUUUGGAACCACAUUAACCAAAAAAGAAAUUUUCCAAGUGCAGAGUACCGAAGACUUUGAACAAAAAGUUAAAAAAAGUGAUAAAGUAGUCAUUGUGGAUUUUUUCGCUACAUGGUGUAAUCCUUGUAAAAUGUUAACGCCUCGUCUAGAAUCGAUUGUUGGCGAGAAGGCUGGUAGUGUUAAACUGGCAAAAGUUGAUAUCGAUGAGCAUAGUGAUUUGGCUUUAGAUUACGAAGUGGGUGCUGUACCCGUUCUUAUGGCUAUGAAAAAUGGCAAAGUAGUGAACCGCAUGAUUGGCCUACAAGAUACUGAUAAACUGCGAGCUUGGAUUGAGAAAACGGUAGCUGAAAAUAAGUAAUAACAUGCAUCACUAAUGAAAGUGAGUUUAACAUUUGUCUAGAACAGAGGAGAAAAUUGCAAAAAAGCUUUAAUUGUUAAAAUUGAUUUUGGUGGCCAAUUCUUAUAUUCUUUCGUAUUAUAAAAAAUGAACAAUAUUUGUGUAUAUAAAA